AUGGCGGCCGCGGGCCCAUCGGCCGAAGAGCUGGCGAUCCAGGAGGACUACCGCAUCUGGCAGCGGAACACGCCCGUCCUCUACGACAUUGUCAUGUCGCACGCGCUCGAGUGGCCGUCGUUGACGGCGCAGUGGCUGCCCGACGUUAUCAAGUCCGACAGCCCCGACUACACGGUCCAUCGUCUCAUCUUGGGCACGCACACCUCCGACGAGCAGAAUCACCUCGUUAUCGCCCGCGUGCGAAUCCCCACCGAAGACGUGCGCAUCGACCCCAACCGCUUUGAUCUGGACAACCAAGAUUUCCUCGGCCUAACGUGCAUGGGCGGCAAAAUCGACAUCGAGCAGCGCAUCAACCACGACGGGGAGGUCAAUCGCGCCCGCCAUAUGCCCCAAGAUUCGAAGAUUAUCGCCACAAAAUCGCCGAGUGAAGAGGUCUACAUCUUCAACUACACGCUCUUCCCCGCCGGCACCGCCCCAGGCCCUUGCCAACCGACGCUUCGUCUCCGCGGCCACACCAAGGAGGGCUACGGCCUGUCGUGGAACCCGAACCAGGCCGGCCAUCUCCUGUCCGCCAGCGACGACCAAAGCGUUUGUCUGUGGGACAUCUCGGCCAACGUGAACGCCAGCCCGGCCGGCAGCUACGUCGAGGCCAAGUCGAAAUUCAACGGGCACACCUCGGUGGUGGAAGACGUCGCGUGGCACGUAUUGCACGACAACGUCUUCGGCUCGGUGGGCGACGACAAGAAGCUGCUGAUCUGGGACACGCGCCACGAUAACCAAAAGCAGCCGCUGCACAACAUUGACGCGCACAACGCCGAGGUGAACUGCCUGUCGUUCAACCCGUACUCGGAGUACAUCCUCGCCACCGGGUCCGCUGAUAAGACCGUCGCGCUGUGGGAUCUGCGCAAUUUGAAGCUGAAGCUCCACUCGUUCGAGUCGCAUCGCGACGAGAUUUUCCAGGUUCAAUGGUCACCCCAUAACGAGACGAUCCUCGCCUCCUCCGGCACUGAUCGUCGCCUGCACGUCUGGGACCUGAGCAAGAUCGGCGAGGAACAGAGCCCGGAAGAUGCCGAGGACGGUCCGCCCGAGCUGCUCUUCAUCCACGGCGGCCACCAAGCCAAGAUCUCCGACUUCUCGUGGAACCCCAACGAGCCGUGGGUGAUCUGCUCGGUCAGCGAGGACAACGUCAUGCAGGUCUGGCAAAUGGCCGAGGACAUCUGCAACGACGACGAGGGCGACGCGAUGGCCGAA
Messenger RNA from Mesorhabditis spiculigera, 1251 nucleotides. The record is from the annotation of a GenBank genome assembly. Lineage: Eukaryota; Metazoa; Nematoda; Chromadorea; Rhabditida; Rhabditidae.